Molecule: messenger RNA, 3355 nt
Organism: Paramisgurnus dabryanus
Lineage: Eukaryota; Metazoa; Chordata; Actinopteri; Cypriniformes; Cobitidae
Gene: slc43a2b
Product: solute carrier family 43 member 2b
Biological process (GO): transmembrane transport; neutral amino acid transport
Molecular function (GO): L-amino acid transmembrane transporter activity; neutral L-amino acid transmembrane transporter activity
Source: RefSeq, a predicted model, not a curated record
ACUCGCCCCUGAAAUAUUUCUCAGUAAGUGCCAGUAACUGCAAGGGUGAGAGAGAGAGAAAGAUAGGGGGGAGAGAGAGAAGUUGGCAAGACAUCAGGGGAGAGACAACUUGGCACUUGAAAACCAUAAGGCAGAGCUUAUCUGUCACUCAAAGAUUUAAGGUUUCCCAUCCACAUCACCCUCUCGUCUUUCUACUUUCCUGAGCCUUGCAGUCAUGGCACCGACUUUGGCCACAGCGUUUGCCCGUCGAUGGUGGAUGGCGGUGACGGCCAUUAUUGAAAAUCUGCUCUUUUCUGCUGUUCUUCUGGGCUGGGGCUCCUUACUGAUCAUGCUGAAGUCUGAGGGCUUCUAUUCGUACCUCUGCACAGAUCCAGGCAACAGUUCGACGACAAACCUUUCCUCGUCAGCUGUGCAUUCAUCGAAAUCUGAUGAUCCCGACUAUGAAUAUGGCGAUUUCCACAGUAAUGACGGGGUGGAGAUGGUCCCUCUGAACCAUCCUGAGGACCACAUGAGGAUGAACGGCUGGCUGAUCUGUAAGGAACAGGACGAGAUGCUCAAUCUGGCAUUCACCGUGGGAUCCUUCCUUCUUAGCGCCAUCACGCUUCCACUCGGAAUUGUGAUGGACAAAUACGGCCCGCGUAAACUCCGUCUGCUUGGCAGUGCCUGCUUUGCUCUCUCUUGCCUCAUGAUCGCUUAUGGUGCCAGCAAUCCAAAUGAUCUAUCCGUCCUCAUCUUCAUUGCUUUGACCUUCAAUGGCUUCGGAGGAAUGUGUAUGACCUUCACUUCACUUACAUUGCCCAACAUGUUUGGUGACCUGCGUUCCACAUUCAUCGCUCUCAUGAUUGGCUCAUAUGCUUCAUCAGCUGUGACGUUUCCUGGGGUCAAGGUGAUCUACGACCUUGGUAUUACCUUCAUCAUGAUUCUGGUGGUCUGGGCCGCCUGUGCAGGUCUUGUCUUUCUAAACUGCUUCUUCAACUGGCCUCUUGAGCCUUUCCCUGGACCCGAGGACAUGGACUACACUAUCAAGAUCAAGUUCAGUUGGUUGGGCUUUGACCACAAGAUCACCGGAAAGCAGUUUUACCACCAGGUGACGACAGUCGGCAAGCGUCUGAGCGUGGACAACACUCAGAAACAGAAAGAGCUGCAGGCCAAGGAAGCAAACAAACUCUGCCUGUCCACCAUGGACCUUGAACUGAAGUGUGAUACCCAAGAGGAAUCUCAGUCAUUUAUGAAGAGCAUAACCAGUCCACUCUUCAUUUUGAGUCUUGUGACGAUGUGUGUGACUCAGCUACGUCUCAUCUUCUACAUGGGAGCCAUGAACAACAUCUUGGAGUCUCUCAGUGGCGGAGAUUUCCACACAGCUGUUGAAAAAAUUGAAUUUGUGAGUCUCUAUACAUCAAUUUUCGGCGUAAUGCAGCUCUUGUGUUUGAUGACGACGCCGGUCAUCGGUCAGAUCAUGGACUGGAAGCUGAAGGAGUGUGAUGAUGGAGAAGUCAAUGAGAAAGAUCACAACAAAGAUGAACCUCAGCCCAAACGCAGAGACAGGCAGAUCCAGAAAGUGACCAAUGCCACGCGAGCUUUCAUCUUUACAAACAUCCUCCUUGUCGGCUUUGGCGUCACCUGUCUGAUUCCUAACUUACCUCUCCAGAUGCUCUCCUUUGUUCUUCACACUAUCGUCAGAGGCUUCAUCCACUCAGCUGUCGGUGGACUUUACGCUGCUGUGUACCCAUCAUCUCAGUUUGGCAGUCUGACUGGAAUGCAGUCUUUGGUUAGCGCUGUGUUCGCUCUGCUGCAGCAGCCUUUGUUCAUGGCCAUGAUGGGACCUUUAAAUGGAGACCCACUCUGGGUGAACGUGGGUCUGCUGGGCGUCAGCAUGCUGGGGUUCCUAUUACCACUUUACCUGCUGUUCUUCAGGAAGACUCUGCACAAAAAGAGAAAAGACAGAGAAAACUUGGCUAAAAUCUAUUUGAAAAUCAACGGCAGUGAUGUUCCAGAGGCAUUUGUGUAAAAAAAGUAAAUGAAGGUGUGGACAGAACCGAGAGGCAAAGACAUUGAAGAUGAUGAUGGUUACACAUUAUUGUGCCUCUCUUAACAGGCUUAGUAACUCAGUGGUUAAAAACAGGAUGGAGAAAUGCAAGAGCAAAAAGCAACAUGGGAAAAAUUGUGUUUUGUUUUGGGGCAUUUUAUUUGAAUUAUAAACUAUAAUUUAUACAUACACAUGGCAACAUUUUAACCCUGAAUGUCUCUUUUAAACCUAAAGGGGAAGACAUUUCAGUAUCUUGCAUAUUAGUAUAUUGAAUUUAUUUUUGCUGUUGCAAGAUUUCAUACACUCUCUAUGCCUGCAUGUAUGUUUGAGAGGACAGCUAAAGCAGGCCUGGUGCCAGUAAGCUGUCUUUCACAUGAAUACAUUAAUUUAUUCUUCUGACCAUCAUAAGGGAUUAUAAAAUACAUCCAAAUAUAGUGUGAAAAGCCCCGAUUUUGGUUCAUCAGGUAAAGGCCAAGCUAUGCUUUGGAAUGGCACACACCUAAUUUUAAAGUAUUAUGAGUAAUACUUGUUUUAAAGAAUUACAUACCGUGUAAGUAUAAUCUUUAUGAUUGUGCGAAAUGACACAAAUAAUAAUAUAUAAUUCAUUAAUGUAAUGCAAUUGCUUUCACUAAACACAACAUUUCCCCUUCAUAAUAAUUCAGAGAAAGGCUUUCAACAUAUUUAUUUUAAGAGAAAUGCGGAUGCAUAUUACAAUCUGAUCAGUUUUGAUCAAAAGUAGUUUAGGAAAGCCACAUUUUAUGCAUGUCACUUUGUAUAUAUUUUUUUUACAAACAUAGACGCGUAAAUGAAGGAGGUUUGACUAAACUAGUUUGAUCUGCGAGGUGAUGGCUAAAAGCCAAGGCCCAAAUAUCAGGGGAACAACAGCACUUUUAACACACAUAUCCCAUAAACCCCUCAUGACCAAUAAUUCCCUUUUGUUUGUCUUUCUUGUGCUUGUAUACUGUAAUAACCUACUGUGUUGGCUUUGGAUUGUAUGUCAGUGAUCAUACAAACAAGUUCCCAUAAACAUUUGAAGCACAGCAUAACUCAUGAGUUUGCUUUUUGUAAAGACAUUUUGUGUCGUUUACAGUGUGGUUAACAAAAUUGGCGUUUGACAGGAGAGCUGUAGCUAUAAAUACGAUGAAAGUGUUUUUAUCGUUUUAUCGUUUUGUUUGUAUUUAUUUUUUUUCCUUUAUGUUUCUGAAUCUAACAGACAUGGAAAAUUCAACCUCAGUGUUGCAGUAACUGUUUGCUUUCAGUUUUUAUUUCAAUUUUUUUUUCAUUUAUUGUCUGUAUGGAAUAUACUAUUCAAUAAAAUGUGAUUUUAAA